Molecule: messenger RNA, 1323 nt
Organism: Emiliania huxleyi CCMP1516
Lineage: Eukaryota; Haptophyta; Isochrysidales; Noelaerhabdaceae
Exons: 6
Coding region: 1-1323 (440 amino acids)
Biological process (GO): xylulose metabolic process
Cellular component (GO): cytosol
Molecular function (GO): D-xylulokinase activity
Source: RefSeq, a predicted model, not a curated record
AUGCUGACAGCGCUCGCAUCGAGCUGCUCCAUCGCACCGACGCCGCCACGGACUCUGCCGCCGAUUACUGGCAACGCGUGCGCUCUCGGUUACGACUUUGGCACGAGCGGUGUGCGCUGCGCUAUCGUCGAUGCGUCGGGCGAGAUCGUUGCGAACCCGCCCGGCUAUUCCUGGGGCGUAGCGGGCGAGCGCGCGCAGGAGGCGUCGGAUUGGGAGGAGGCGCUGUUCUCGCAGCUGGCAGCGCUGCCUGCCGACGCCCGCGCUCGCGUGAGCCGCAUCGCGGUGAGUGGCACGAGUGGGUCGAUGCUUCUUGUCGACGGCGACGGGGCACCCGCCGCCAGCCGCGGCAGCCCACGGAUGUAUGACUUCUCGGUAAGCAAGCAGGCCGUCGGCGAUAGCGGCGAGGCUGCUCUGGCGCUGCUGCGCCGCUGCACGCCCGAAGGCCGCCCCAGCUCUGGCGGACGGCGGCUCCGGCUUGGCUUGAGGAUGGUGGGAGACUGCCACAUAGGCCACCCGGUUCGCUCAGCCACCUCAGCGCUCGCGAAGCUGCUCGCGUACCACUUUGAGUCGCCGCUGGCUGGAUCCGAGCGGCUCGCUCACCAGGCGGACUACGUCGCCUCGCGCCUGACCGGAGGAGCCAUCGCCUCCGACUGGCACAACGCGCUCAAGCUCGGUUUCGACGUCCGCGCGCUCCGCUACCCGGAGUGGCUCACGGGCGGCGAGAUUGGCGAGAUCGCAAGGGGCCGCCUUCCCCGUGUAGUGCGGCCGGGAGAGCCGAUUGGACCGGUGAGCGACAAGCUGGUGGCCAAGUACGGGUUGGCCAGCGGCUGCCUCGUCGUUGGAGGCACGACCGACUCGAUCGCCGCUUUCCUUGCAGCCGGCGCCGACUCCGUCGGUGACGCGGUCACGCUGCUCUCGGACGUCCCUGCCGACGACGCGUCCACCGGCGUGUACUCGCAUCGGUUGGGCGAUCGCUGGUUGGUCGGCGGCGCAUCGAACGCCGGCUGCGAGCGGUUUCCGCGGCCCGACGAGAAUGCGGUGGGUGUGCUCGAGCCGGUGGAGACGGAGGGCUACGAAGCUCCGGCGGCGCUGGGCAUUUCGGGGCUAUGGUUUGCGUUUUGCCCAGGCGUCGUCGUUCACCCGCUGGCCGUUUUCCCUGUAGGCGCGUCCGAGUUGCGGCGCGUGCUCACGAGUGGCGGCGGGUCGCAGAAUGCGCAGUGGACGGUGAUGCGCCAGGCCCUGCUCGGCGUGCCCACGUCGCGGGCGGCCAACAUCGACGCCGCCUAUGGGGCUGCGCUUCUCGCGGCGAGGGGCGCGGGAUGA